CUCCGAGGACUCUGGGUAGGGCCGCCCGCUCUCCAGUCUGCGCGCUUGCGCGAAUGCACUGGCGGUCGCGGUUCCCCACCUGCAGUCGCGAGUGGGUGACAGGGCCCCCUUCUCCACGAGCUUCGUGACCCGGAACCGCGAGUGGAGGCUAAGCCUUCAGUGCCUUUGUGUGUCUGUGCCUUCACCCCAACCACAGAAAAUGACAGGGUCCCAGGGAUCGGUUUCAUUUACUGAUGUAACUGUGGACUUCACCCAGGAGGAGUGGGAGCAACUGGACCCCUCUCAGAGGAUUCUAUACAUGGACGUAAUGCUGGAGAACUACAGCAACUUACUCUCAGUGGAAGUGUGGAGGGCUGACGACCAGGUGGAGAAGGACCCCCGAGACCCAGAUGAGCAGGCAAAGCCACUUAUCACUUUCAAGAACCAACCACCAAUUGAAGAAAGAGGCAGUCUUUUUGGAAAGACAGUAAAUCUGAACACAGAUUUUGUUUCCUUAACACAGGUUCCCUAUAAAUAUGAUUUAUAUGAAAAAACUUUGAAAUGUAAUUCCGACUUACUGAGUAGUAGAAGCUGUGUAAGAAGGAAGGGUGAGGAGUGCAAUGGAUUUGGGAAACCCCUUUUGUAUCUGAAGCAAGAGAAGCCCCAUGCUGGAGUAGAAUACUCUGAAUGUAAUGGGAAUGGAAAGGUUCUCAGCCAUAAAGAAGUCAUCUUUAAACACCAGAAAAUUAAGAACUUGGUUCAGCCUUUUGUCUGUAAUUACUGUGACAAGGCCUUCUCCUUCAAGUCGCUCCUCAUUAGCCAUAAGAGGAUACACACAGGAGAAAAACCCUACGAAUGUAAUGUGUGUAAGAAAACCUUCUCCCAUAAGGCAAACCUCAUCAAACAUCAGAGAAUUCAUACCGGAGAGAAGCCCUUUGAAUGCCCUGAGUGUGGAAAAGCAUUUACCCACCAGUCAAACCUUAUUGUGCACCAGAGGGCACAUAUGGAGAAGAAGCCGUAUGGAUGCAAUGAGUGUGGAAAGACAUUUGCUCAGAAGUUUGAACUCACUACACACCAGAGAAUUCACACAGGAGAGCGGCCUUAUGAGUGUAACGAAUGUGCAAAAACCUUCUUUAAGAAAUCAAACCUCAUUAUACAUCAGAAAAUUCAUACAGGGGAAAAACGCUAUGAGUGCAGUGAAUGCGGAAAGUCAUUUAUCCAGAACUCACAACUGAUCAUCCAUAUGAGAACUCAUACUGGGGAAAAACCCUAUGAAUGUACUGAAUGUGGGAAAACUUUCAGCCAGAGAUCAACUCUUAGAUUACAUCUGAGAAUCCACACAGGAGAAAAACCCUAUGAGUGUGCUGAGUGUGGGAAAGCCUUCAGCAGGAAGUCUAGACUCAGUGUGCAUCAGAGGGUUCACACAGGGUAGGCCCUUGGGCUACAGUCCGAUUGUACCAUGCAAAACACCAAACCAGAAUUCUCCCAAUGAGGGAGAAACCUUCAUGAAGAUAUUGUGAAGGAAUUUGGGAAAUCACAUUGAUAUGCAAGCUAACUCAAAAACUUAAAAAAGGAUACCAUAAGACUAUUAUACUGAAAGUUAGUAUCCAUAUGGAUGUAUUUCAGUACAUACAUCUCCAGAUCCAAUUGUAAAUAGACAUACCCAGCUCUAUUUCCAUGAGCUUUUAUGGCUUUUUGUGCUGCUGGGAUUCAAACCUAGGGUGUUGCCUAUGGUAGGCAAGUUUUUCUUUU
Molecule: messenger RNA, 1731 nt
Organism: Phodopus roborovskii (desert hamster)
Lineage: Eukaryota; Metazoa; Chordata; Mammalia; Rodentia; Cricetidae
Gene: Zfp1
Product: ZFP1 zinc finger protein
Exons: 4
Coding region: 200-1411 (403 amino acids)
Biological process (GO): negative regulation of transcription by RNA polymerase II
Molecular function (GO): DNA-binding transcription repressor activity, RNA polymerase II-specific
Source: RefSeq, a predicted model, not a curated record